AUGACAGAUUUUAAGGUGAGCAACAGUCUGGACGUUACCUUUCCCACUGAGACCUGGCAACACCGUUUUAGAAAAAUAAACCCUGGUACGGUCAGUGGGACACAAUCACAUGUAACUACAGACACUAAGAACAGAGUAACUCUGAAUACCACCUCAGACACUAACAGAGUAACUCUAAAUACCACCUCAGACACUAACAGAGUAACUCUAAAUACCACCUCAGACACUAAGAACAGAGUAACUCUAAAUACCACCUCAGACACUAACAGAGUAACUCUAAAUACCACCUCAGACACUAACAGAGUAACUCUGAAUACCACCUCAGACACUAACAGAGUAACUCUAAAUACCACCUCAGACACUAAGAACAGAGUAACUCUAAAUACCACCUCAGACACUAACAGAGUAACUCUAAAUACCACCUCAGACACUAAGAACAGAGUAACUCUAAAUACCACCUCAGACACUAACAGAGUAACUCUAAAUACCACCUCAGACACUAAGAACAGAGUAACUCUAAAUACCACCUCAGACACUAAGAACAGAGUAACUCUAAAUACCACCUCAGACACUAACAGAGUAACUCUAAAUACCACCUCAGACACUAAGAACAGAGUAACUCUAAAUACCACCUCAGACACUAACAGAGUAACUCUAAAUACCACCUCAGACACUAAGAACAGAGUAACUCUAAAUACCACCUCAGACACUAAGAACAGAGUAACUCUAAAUACCACCUCAGACACUAAGAACAGAGUAACUCUAAAUACCACCUCAGACACUAACAGAGUAACUCUAAAUACCACCUCAGACACUAACAGAGUAACUCUAAAUACCACCUCAGACACUAAGAACAGAGUAACUCUAAAUACCACCUCAGACACUAAGAACAGAGUAACUCUAAAUACCACCUCAGACACUAACAGAGUAACUCUGAAUACCACCUCAGACACUAACAGAGUAACUCUAAAUACCACCUCAGACACUAACAGAGUAACUCUAAAUACCACCUUAGACACUAACAGAGUAACUCUAAAUACCACCUCAGACACUAAGAACAGAGUAACUCUAAAUACCACCUCAGACACUAACAGAGUAACUCUAAAUACCACCUCAGACACUAAGAACAGAGUAACUCUAAAUACCACCUUAGACACUAACAGAGUAACUCUAAAUACCACCUCAGACACUAAGAACAGAGUAACUCUAAAUACCACCUCAGACACUAACAGAGUAACUCUAAAUACCACCUCAGACACUAAGAACAGAGUAACUCUAAAUACCACCUCAGACACUAAGAACAGAGUAACUCUAAAUACCACCUCAGACACUAACAGAGUAACUCUGAAUACCACCUCAGACACUAACAGAGUAACUCUGAAUACCACCUCAGACACUAACAGAGUAACUCUAAAUACCACCUCAGACACUAACAGAGUAACUCUAAAUACCACCUCAGACACUAAGAACAGAGUAACUCUAAAUACCACCUCAGACACUAAGAACAGAGUAACUCUGAAUACCACCUCAGACACUAACAGAGUAACUCUAAAUACCACCUCAGACACUAACAGAGUAACUCUGAAUACCACCUCAGACACUAAGAACAGAGUAACUCUGAAUACCACCUCAGACACUAACAGAGUAACUCUGAAUACCACCUCAGACACUAACAGAGUAACUCUAAAUACCACCUCAGACACUAACAGAGUAACUCUAAAUACCACCUCAGACACUAAGAACAGAGUAACUCUGAAUACCACCUCAGACACUAACAGAGUAACUCUAAAUACCACCUCAGACACUAACAGAGUAACUCUAAAUACCACCUCAGACACUAACAGAGUAACUCUAAAUACCACCUCAGACACUAAGAACAGAGUAACUCUAAAUACCACCUCAGACACUAACAGAGUAACUCUGAAUACCACCUCAGACACUAACAGAGUAACUCUAAAUACCACCUCAGACACUAACAGAGUAACUCUAAAUACCACCUCAGACACUAAGAACAGAGUAACUCUAAAUACCACCUCAGACACUAACAGAGUAACUCUGAAUACCACCUCAGACACUAACAGAGUAACUCUGAAUACCACCUCAGACACUAACAGAGUAACUCUGAAUACCACCUCAGACACUAAGAACAGAGUAACUCUGAAUACCACCUCAGACACUAACAGAGUAACUCUAAAUACCACCUCAGACACUAACAGAGUAACUCUGAAUACCACCUCAGACACUAACAGAGUAACUCUAAAUACCACCUCAGACACUAACAGAGUAACUCUAAAUACCACCUCAGACACUAACAGGGUAACUCUAAAUACCACCUCAGACACUAACAGAGUAACUCUAAAUACCACCUCAGACACUAAGAACAGAGUAACUCUGAAUACCACCUCAGACACUAACAGAGUAACUCUAAAUACCACCUCAGACACUAAGAACAGAGUAACUCUAAAUACCACCUCAGACACUAAGAACAGAGUAACUCUAAAUACCACCUCAGACACUAACAGAGUAACUCUAAAUACCACCUCAGACACUAAGAACAGAGUAACUCUGAAUACCACCUCAGACACUAACAGAGUAACUCUAAAUACCACCUCAGACACUAAGAACAGAGUAACUCUAAAUACCACCUCAGACACUAACAGAGUAACUCUAAAUACCACCUCAGACACUAACAGAGUAACUCUGAAUACCACCCCAGACACUAAGAACAGAGUAACUCUGAAUACCACCUCAGACACUAACAGAGUAACUCUGAAUACCACCUCAGACACUAAGAACAGAGUAACUCUAAAUAACACCUCAGACACUAACAGAGUAACUCUAAAUACCACCUCAGACACUAAGAACAGAGUAACUCUAAAUACCACCUCAGACACUAACAGAGUAACUCUGAAUACCACCUCAGACACUAAGAACAGAGUAACUCUGAAUACCACCCCAGACACUAAGAACAGAGUAACUCUGAAUACCACCUCAGACACUAACAGAGUAACUCUGAAUACCACCUCAGACACUAACAGAGUAACUCUAAAUACCACCUCAGACACUAACAGAGUAACUCUAAAUACCACCUCAGACACUAAGAACAGAGUAACUCUAAAUACCACCUCAGACACUAACAGAGUAACUCUGAAUACCACCUCAGACACUAACAGAGUAACUCUAAAUACCACCUCAGACACUAACAGAGUAACUCUGAAUACCACCUCAGACACUAACAGAGUAACUCUAAAUACCACCUCAGACACUAACAGAGUAACUCUAAAUACCACCUCAGACACUAACAGAGUAACUCUGAAUACCACCUCAGACACUAACAGAGUAACUCUAAAUACCACCUCAGACACUAACAGAGUAACUCUAAAUACCACCUCAGACACUAACAGAGUAACUCUAAAUACCACCUCAGACACUAAGAACAGAGUAACUCUAAAUACCACCUCAGACACUAACAGAGUAACUCUAAAUACCACCUCAGACACUAACAGAGUAACUCUGAAUACCACCUCAGACACUAACAGAGUAACUCUAAAUACCACCUCAGACACUAACAGAGUAACUCUGAAUAACACCUCAGACACUAACAGAGUAACUCUAAAUACCACCUCAGACACUAAGAACAGAGUAACUCUAAAUACCACCUCAGACACUAAGAACAGAGUAACUCUAAAUACCACCUCAGACACUAACAGAGUAACUCUGAAUACCACCUCAGACACUAACAGAGUAACUCUAAAUACCACCUCAGACACUAACAGAGUAACUCUAAAUACCACCUCAGACACUAACAGAGUAACUCUAAAUACCACCUCAGACACUAACAGAGUAACUCUGAAUACCACCUCAGACACUAACAGAGUAACUCUAAAUACCACCUCAGACACUAACAGAGUAACUCUAAAUACCACCUCAGACACUAAGAACAGAGUAACUCUAAAUACCACCUCAGACACUAAGAACAGAGUAACUCUGAAUACCACCUCAGACACUAACAGAGUAACUCUAAAUACCACCUCAGACACUAACAGAGUAACUCUAAAUACCACCUCAGACACUAAGAACAGAGUAACUCUGAAUACCACCUCAGACACUAACAGAGUAACUCUAAAUACCACCUCAGACACUAACAGAGUAACUCUAAAUACCACCUCAGACACUAACAGAGUAACUCUAAAUACCACCUCAGACACUAAGAACAGAGUAACUCUAAAUACCACCUCAGACACUAACAGAGUAACUCUGAAUACCACCUCAGACACUAACAGAGUAACUCUAAAUACCACCUCAGACACUAACAGAGUAACUCUAAAUACCACCUCAGACACUAAGAACAGAGUAACUCUAAAUACCACCUCAGACACUAACAGAGUAACUCUGAAUACCACCUCAGACACUAACAGAGUAACUCUGAAUACCACCUCAGACACUAACAGAGUAACUCUGAAUACCACCUCAGACACUAAGAACAGAGUAACUCUGAAUACCACCUCAGACACUAACAGAGUAACUCUAAAUACCACCUCAGACACUAACAGAGUAACUCUGAAUACCACCUCAGACACUAACAGAGUAACUCUAAAUACCACCUCAGACACUAACAGAGUAACUCUAAAUACCACCUCAGACACUAACAGGGUAACUCUAAAUACCACCUCAGACACUAACAGAGUAACUCUAAAUACCACCUCAGACACUAAGAACAGAGUAACUCUGAAUACCACCUCAGACACUAAGAACAGAGUAACUCUAAAUACCACCUCAGACACUAACAGAGUAACUCUAAAUACCACCUCAGACACUAAGAACAGAGUAACUCUGAAUACCACCUCAGACACUAACAGAGUAACUCUAAAUACCACCUCAGACACUAAGAACAGAGUAACUCUAAAUACCACCUCAGACACUAACAGAGUAACUCUAAAUACCACCUCAGACACUAACAGAGUAACUCUGAAUACCACCCCAGACACUAAGAACAGAGUAACUCUGAAUACCACCUCAGACACUAACAGAGUAACUCUGAAUACCACCUCAGACACUAAGAACAGAGUAACUCUAAAUAACACCUCAGACACUAACAGAGUAACUCUAAAUACCACCUCAGACACUAAGAACAGAGUAACUCUAAAUACCACCUCAGACACUAACAGAGUAACUCUGAAUACCACCUCAGACACUAAGAACAGAGUAACUCUGAAUACCACCCCAGACACUAAGAACAGAGUAACUCUGAAUACCACCUCAGACACUAACAGAGUAACUCUGAAUACCACCUCAGACACUAACAGAGUAACUCUAAAUACCACCUCAGACACUAACAGAGUAACUCUAAAUACCACCUCAGACACUAAGAACAGAGUAACUCUAAAUACCACCUCAGACACUAACAGAGUAACUCUGAAUACCACCUCAGACACUAACAGAGUAACUCUAAAUACCACCUCAGACACUAACAGAGUAACUCUGAAUACCACCUCAGACACUAACAGAGUAACUCUAAAUACCACCUCAGACACUAACAGAGUAACUCUAAAUACCACCUCAGACACUAACAGAGUAACUCUGAAUACCACCUCAGACACUAACAGAGUAACUCUAAAUACCACCUCAGACACUAACAGAGUAACUCUAAAUACCACCUCAGACACUAACAGAGUAACUCUAAAUACCACCUCAGACACUAAGAACAGAGUAACUCUAAAUACCACCUCAGACACUAACAGAGUAACUCUAAAUACCACCUCAGACACUAACAGAGUAACUCUGAAUACCACCUCAGACACUAACAGAGUAACUCUAAAUACCACCUCAGACACUAACAGAGUAACUCUGAAUAACACCUCAGACACUAACAGAGUAACUCUAAAUACCACCUCAGACACUAAACAGAGUAACUCUAAAUACCACCUCAGACACUAA
Messenger RNA from Coregonus sp. 'balchen', 5937 nucleotides. The record is from the annotation of a GenBank genome assembly. Lineage: Eukaryota; Metazoa; Chordata; Actinopteri; Salmoniformes; Salmonidae.